Molecule: messenger RNA, 831 nt
Organism: Prorocentrum cordatum
Lineage: Eukaryota; Dinophyceae; Prorocentrales; Prorocentraceae
Source: the annotation of a GenBank genome assembly
CGGGAAUCUGCUUCUGCAUCAAAUAUUCCUUGGGCCUAUUUUCGGCAUCGGCGCGAGGACUUCGUGAAUGCCAUGCUGCGGCCCGUGAGCAGCGAGUCCUGGCCCAGCAACGUCGGCCCCCCCUCGAUCGCCAGCUUCCGGGUAGCCUUCCGCGGCAGCUGCAGGCUGCCCCCCGACGUCCUGACCAGGUCCGCCGUGACCCUCGCCCUGCCCGCCGGCGUGGAGCAGCGCAGGCGCUCGUCGCCCGACGGCGACGGCGCCGCGGCCCUCGGGGGCUGGGGGCCGCCCGUGCGGCUGAAGGUUACCAGGGUGAGCCUCUCGCGGAGCCGCCGCGAGGACCGCCAGAGCCGCAGCCACAGCAGGGAGCGCGGGGCGCCCUCGCCCCCGGUGCGCGGGCACGGCGGCCCCGUGGCAGUGGCGCCGCAGCGCGGGCGCCUCGCGCAGGCGGCCCCGGCCCCGACGGCGAUGGGCGUGCCACAGAGCUGGCGCGAGUCCGUGGACACCGGGGCGAGAACGAGAGCCUCAAGGGCAGCAGCCGCGAGGGGAGCGAGCGCUGCGAGCAGAUCUGAGCCUCAGAGCACCGCCCUCCUCGCGCCGAGCGCGCCGCGCCCGUGGCUGCCGCUCACGCGCGCCAGGGCCAGCGCCGCCUCCGAGCCUGGAGCGCCGCAGGGCUUGCCCGGCCCGAGCCCGGCACAGAGCGGGCCAGCCGCGGAGGACCCCCUCGAGUCGUGACAGAAGCAGGACGGGAGGUGUCUCGUUGUUUUCGGCCUCGGGGGCCGCGGGCCCUCACUGGGCCUGGGCCGGUCCCGAGGAAGGAGUCCAGACCUCCGG